AUGGAAUACAGGAAGAUCCUUUCAAGGUCUUUAGCUCAUGGAACAGUUCUCAUCAUUUCUGCAAAUGGCAAGGAGUUACUUGCAGUCAGAGGCAUCACCAGAGAAAUUCAGUCACUUUAUCUUGGAAACAACUCUUUCAAGGGAGAAUUUCCUGCUAAUGUGACACAUUGUUCAGACCUUAGAGUCAUUAAUUUAAUCAAGAAUAAUCUCAGUGGGAAGGUUCCUAUUCAGCUCGGUUCCCUGCCCAAGCUUGAAUAUUUAGACCUAGCUCAGAAUCACUUUAUUGGGACAAUCCCACCUGCACUUGGGAACCUCUCAGCUCUUCGUUGGCUUUAUAUGUCAACCAACAAUUUACAAGGCCAAAUUCCUAUUGAAAUUGGAAAGCUCUCAAACUUGGAACAUCUUCAGUUGUCUAUAAACAAGCUUUCUGGUCCGAUCCCACCUACUCUUUACAACAUUUCGACAAUCCAUUUUAUAGCUCUAGCCUCAAACCAAUUCCAUGGAAGCUUGCCCCCUAAUCUAGGCCUUGUUUUUCCAAAACUUGAAACAAUUUUUAUGGGAUCAAACCAGUUCUCUGGGACCAUUCCUGGCUUGCUGGCCAAUGCGUCAGGUCUCGUACAGAUUUCUCUUGCUGAAAAUUCUUUCACUGGGGGCAUACCACAGAACUUGGGUGAUCUUCAACAACUUGAAGUUUUACAAUUUGCGGGUAAUCCACUUGGGGCUGAGAAAGCGAAUGACUUGCACUUUCUCACCUCCUUGACUAACUGCACCAAACUCAGGUGGUUGGUUCUGUAUAACAAUCAGCUUGGAGGUGUGUUGCCCACUUCAAUUGGUAAUAUCUCCACCAAGUUCGUAGGACUGAAUUUGGAUCAGAACUACAUAUCAGGAAGCAUACCUCCGGAAAUUGGGAAAAUUGUCAACUUGGAGCUGCUUACAUUAAAUGACAACCAUCUCACUGGCAACAUUCCCAAUUCCAUUGGAAAAUUUAAAAUGAUGCAAGAGGUCUAUCUGAGCAACAACAAAAUCUCAGGGAAGAUUCCAGCCACCUUUGGUAACAUGUCAAAACUCAGUAUUCUUGAAUUGAAUCAAAAUAUGCUAGAUGCAAGUACACCAGUUUCUUUGGGAAAUUGCACGAAUCUACAAGGACUGGAUCUUUCACAGAAUCGCCUUACCGGUAUGAUACCCAAACGAAUUGUUGGACUUCCUUCACUCACUCUAGGCCUCUCUGUAGCUCAGAAUUUCCUAGCAGGACCACUACCAUCAGAAGUGAGUUAUAGAAAAAUAUUGGGCUAUUCGAUGUUUCAAGAAACCAACUAUCAGGAAACUAGGCCAGUAAAUGGAUCGGAUUCGGAUCGGAUCAGUCAAAAUCCGAAUCCGAUCCGAAUCCGUUUAGUCUAUAUCCGAUUAUAG
Camellia sinensis is the source of this 1410-nucleotide messenger RNA. RefSeq lists its product as uncharacterized. NCBI's taxonomy places the organism in Eukaryota, Viridiplantae, Streptophyta, Magnoliopsida, Ericales, Theaceae. The record is from RefSeq and is a predicted model, not a curated record. Gene Ontology annotation, molecular function: protein binding.